AUGUCUUCUCUUCCUCCUGUUUACAUUGUUUCGACUGCCCGUACGCCCGUGGGCUCUUUUCUGGGCUCCCUCUCCAGCCUGAGUGCCCCGCAACUCGGAUCCCACGCAAUUAAAGCGGCUGUGGAGCGUGCCGACGGAGUCAAUGCCUCCGAUGUCGAGGAGGUCUUUUUUGGCAAUGUCCUGUCUGCUGGUGUUGGACAGAACCCUGCUAGACAAUGCGCCAUUGGCGCUGGCCUCCAAGACUCCACGGUCUGCACAACAGUCAACAAGGUUUGCGCCUCCGGCCUGAAGGCGGUCAUUCUUGGUGCUCAGACCAUCAUGACCGGAAACGCCGACGUCGUGGUGGCCGGUGGCACCGAAUCCAUGUCCAACACCCCUCACUACCUGCCCAACCUCCGCACGGGGGCCAAGUAUGGUAACCAGAGCCUGGUCGAUGGUAUCAUGAAGGACGGCUUGCAGGAUGCCUACGGCAAGCAGGAGCUCAUGGGUCUGCAGGCGGAGGAGUGUGCGCAGGACCAUGGUUUCAACCGGGAGCAGCAGGAUGACUACGCUAUCCGCACCUACGAGAAGGCCCAGGCUGCCCAAAAGGCGGGUUUGUUUGACUAUGAAAUUGCGCCUAUUGAAAUUCCUGGCUUCCGGGGCAAGCCUGGAGUGACUGUUUCUCAGGAUGAUGAGCCGAAGAAUCUUAACCCCGACAAGCUGCGUGGCAUGAAACCGGCGUUCAUCCCCGGAUCUGGCACUGUCACGGCCCCUAACUCGUCGCCGCUGAACGAUGGCGCCUCAGCGGUGGUCUUGGUCUCGGAGGCCAAGGUGAAGGAGCUGGGCCUCAAGCCUAUCGCCAAGAUCCGUGGCUGGGGUGACGCUGAGCAGAAGCCCAGCAAGUUUACCACCGCACCCUCGCUGGCAAUUCCCAAGGCUCUCAAGCACGCCGGCGUGACCCAGGACUCCAUCGAUGCCUUUGAGAUUAACGAGGCCUUCAGUGUGGUAGCGCUUGCUAACCUGAAGCUGCUUGGCCUCUCCGAGGACAAGGUCAACAUCCACGGCGGCGCCGUUGCCAUUGGCCACCCGCUUGGCGCGAGUGGUGCCCGCAUCCUGGCCACCCUGAUUGGCGUGCUAAAAGCAAAGCAGGGCAAGCUGGGAUGCAUUGGCAUUUGCAACGGCGGUGGUGGCGCGAGUGCUCUGGUGAUUGAGUCUCUCCUGUAA
Molecule: messenger RNA, 1203 nt
Organism: Penicillium alfredii
Lineage: Eukaryota; Fungi; Ascomycota; Eurotiomycetes; Eurotiales; Aspergillaceae
Gene: erg10B
Product: acetyl-CoA C-acetyltransferase
Exons: 5
Coding region: 1-1203 (400 amino acids)
Biological process (GO): ergosterol biosynthetic process; fatty acid beta-oxidation
Molecular function (GO): acetyl-CoA C-acetyltransferase activity
Source: RefSeq, a predicted model, not a curated record